AUGGUCGAGCUCCUUCACAACCCUGAAAAGAUGGCCAUGGUUAAGAUGGAGCUCUCAAGGACCCUUGGUGGUCCUGAGCACACCGUGGAAGAGUCAGACAAAUCUCGACUCCCUUACUUACAGGUAGUGGUGAAGGACACUUGGCGGCUCCACCCCUCGGCACCACUUCUCGCACCCCAUAGGGCCGAUGCUACUGUAAAUGUGGCUGGAUACAUAGUGCCGGGACAUACAAAAGUGUUGAUCAACAAUUGGGCAAUCGUAAGAGACCCUAAAGUGUGGGACAAUCCAACAACCUUCUUGCCGAAGAGAUUCCUGGGUUGUAAUGUGGAUUACAUGGGCAAGGAUUUCCAAUUUCUUCCAUUUGGGGCAGGGCGGAGGAUAUGCCCUAGGGGUGCACUUGAUGCUUGCGUCUUUGUUGCAUUAUUUUGA
Molecule: messenger RNA, 429 nt
Organism: Amborella trichopoda
Lineage: Eukaryota; Viridiplantae; Streptophyta; Magnoliopsida; Amborellales; Amborellaceae
Product: geraniol 8-hydroxylase
Molecular function (GO): heme binding; monooxygenase activity; oxidoreductase activity, acting on paired donors, with incorporation or reduction of molecular oxygen
Source: RefSeq, a predicted model, not a curated record